Molecule: messenger RNA, 2117 nt
Organism: Acipenser ruthenus (sterlet)
Lineage: Eukaryota; Metazoa; Chordata; Actinopteri; Acipenseriformes; Acipenseridae
Product: sesquipedalian-1-like
Exons: 4
Coding region: 297-1151 (284 amino acids)
Biological process (GO): retrograde transport, endosome to Golgi; endosome organization; receptor recycling
Cellular component (GO): recycling endosome; trans-Golgi network; early endosome
Source: RefSeq, a predicted model, not a curated record
GUUUCUACGUUGUUAAAAAAAGAAAGGAAAAAAAGGAGACGGGAGAGGAGAGAGGCUGUUUCCUGUGCGUGUGAAGAAAGUUUAGGAAUUAUGUUUGGAUCUCUGGAUUCGUUCCCCGGCCUUCUUGUGUGUUGUGCAGGCAACGACACGCUCCGACCGGAAAGGAAAUACCAACACUGGUUGAUGUGUAGACCAGGAACUGCAGAAUAGUUUAUAAACAGAAGCGUGCAAAGAUGGGCUUAUUGCAGUCCAAAGACCUUCUGCAUGGAACUUCCCUUUACUGCCCGUAGCUACUCAUGAAACCCAAAAGCGACAAGAUGAAGCUGAACGAGCGGAGCGUGGUGCACUAUGCCACCUGUGACUCCCCGGCAGACAAGACGGGGCACCUGUACAAGAAGGGGGAGCGCAACACGGCCUACCACCGCCGCUGGUUCGUGCUGAAGGGCAACAUGCUGUUCUACUUCGAGGACAAGGAGAGCAAGGAGCCCAUCGGGGUGAUCGUCCUGGAGGGCUGCACGGUGGAGCUGUGCGAGUCCAUGGAGGAGUACGCCUUCGCCGUCAAGUUCAGCUGCGCCAAGUCACGCACGUACAAGAUGGCGGCCGAGAGCCAGGCGGGCAUGGAGUCCUGGGUGAAGGCCCUGUCUCGGGCCAGCUUUGACUACAUGCGGCUGGUGGUCCGCGAGCUUGAGAAACAGCUGGAAGAAAUGCAGACCCUGCACGGCCUCCCGGGCACCGCGCGCUCCCACAGGAAGUCAUCAGGGCGCGCCAAGUCCAAAUCAAUCUCAGCUGCUGCUCCCGCUGUGGCGGCUCUCGCCAAAGGACCACAAGCAACCUACAACCGCUCGCAGGAGGAGACGGUCCAUUUCGCUCCCUCCACGAAGGAAAACGGCGUGGCCUGGAACAAGCCAAACGUUGUGCUCAAUGGAUUGUGUCCAGCUUACCAAGGGUCUAAAACCCUACCAGGGGAGAGUUGUAGCAGUGAUGGGACUAAACCCCCUCCUGUACCCCCCCGAAGGAAAACUGCCACUGGCGGGGUGACCUCCACCUUGGAAAGCCCUGUUUCACCUGGGACGGUCUGCUUUUCAAAGCUGCACGAUUGGUACGGUAAAGAAAUCACUGCCCUGAGGACACAGUGGCAGCAAGACCAAUAGAAACAGGCUUCCUUAAGAAGUGACCAAGAAUCACAUGUGUGGAUGCUGGAUCAUGGAAACUCUUUAUUAGACCUAAAACGUAUUUUUGCUUUUGGAAAGCUAACGUCAGGGGGUUGGGAGAGGGUGAGCAAAUUAUUUUUUUUUGUUCCUUUCACAUGCUGGAGGCUUAUUUUAAGGGGUGGGGGGUGGGGGGUGGGGGGGGAAGGCAGUGAUGGUAUUCGGGUCCUAUUUUAAAGCAUAUGCAAAGACACAUUUUCAGAGAGGAACUAAACCAUUGUUAAGGUAGAAACUUCAGAAGAAAGAACUUCACUGCAGGAAGGAGCAGUUGACUUCUUGUUCUAAGUAGUUUCUAGUUUGUUACGCAAUUUAAAUGAUUUAAUUUCUCUCUGAAAACUUGUGAUCUCUUGUAGAUUUCUCAAGGAAUUAGGUAUUUCAAUGCUGUCAUUAAAUAUAUAUAUAGCCUACGGAGGUGUUUUUUUAAACAUCUAACCAGUGCUUGAUCUCAGUAUCACAUUACGAUGUCAUGCUGUACAGUAUAAAAUGGUGCCAAAGCCUUAUUAGUUUGCUUCUCAUUUUGUGUCAGACAGGGGCUGAAUUAGAAAAACAUUUGGCCAGCCAGUGAGCACUUUAUAUUUGUAUUCUACCUGUGGUCUUCUCUUUAUGGAUGUAUUUUGUCUAGACUUUGUCUAGCAGUUAAAAAGGAGUGACAGCUGCAGAUAUAUUUAACAGUGGAGCCAAAUCGUCUAGUGGUGUUACACCUCUGGUUUAUUGUAUUGUAAUCUGUUGAAUUGCAGUCUGGCUACCGAAACAUUAGGCUAAGAGUCUGACUUCUGCCUGUUUUCAUUUCUAAUUAUAACCCCCAGUGAAUACCAUAAUGUAAUGUGUUUACAAGUAAUUGUCUUGACAGAUGACAAACAGUAUUUGUCUCCCAUUCUCUAAAUGAAAUAAAAUCCAGUUUGAAAUGUA